Molecule: messenger RNA, 858 nt
Organism: Arthroderma uncinatum
Lineage: Eukaryota; Fungi; Ascomycota; Eurotiomycetes; Onygenales; Arthrodermataceae
Exons: 1
Coding region: 1-858 (285 amino acids)
Cellular component (GO): mitochondrion
Source: RefSeq, a predicted model, not a curated record
AUGGGGUCACUGUUCUUCUCCGUCAUGGGGGAGAAUCCCUUGAGCUCCACGCUAUGUUCAAGUUGUUUCCGUAUACUGUCUACCGGAGCGCCGAAAUCACAGAUAAUAUCGCCUUGGAGGAGUCCUCGGCUGAAGCAGGUAGCAUCUCCGCGAUAUCAACACACACAGGUGGAUAAGAAGAACGAGUCAGGCGGAGGUACGGUGAAGCAAAUAUAUCCAUUGAAGGGAUACUAUUCCGAUAUCCUUACUGCGCCAUCGCAACCAUACAAUCCCAGCCGUCGUCCGCAACCCCAAACCACCGAACCAUCAUCCACAACAGCUUCCGGGACGGCGCAAACAGAGCCCAGCACGGAGAAAUUACCACAGGAAAAGUUUGGCAUAGUCUUUGGAACCCGGCUUGCUGGGCCGGGCUACUCCUCUACCCGCUACAACCCCGCCACAACACCACCCAAGUCGACCUGGCAUACAAUCAAUGGCGUACCCAUACCACCACGACCAGAAGAGCCUGAUAACUGCUGCAUGAGUGGAUGUGUGCAUUGCGUUUGGGACGAUUAUCGGGAUGAUGUUGAAGCAUGGGCUCAGAGAAUAAACGAAGCCAAGAAGCGAGAUCCUCCCCGGAGAGGAGCAAAGAAGAAGAAAGCGGCAGGCCCGCUACAUGAUAUGAGGCAAGCCCCAAGAAAAGAAGUGGACAGUGCGAGCGCAAGUAUGGACGAUGACGGUGGCGGGAGCCAGGCCAGCUGGAAUACUGAUACUUCGGCCGAUGCACUGUUUGCUGAUAUCCCAGUUGGGAUCAGGGAGUUCAUGAAGACAGAGAAGAGAUUAAAAGAGAAGCGCAAAAGAGUCGAGGAUAGAUCAUAG